Camellia sinensis is the source of this 1030-nucleotide messenger RNA. Lineage: Eukaryota; Viridiplantae; Streptophyta; Magnoliopsida; Ericales; Theaceae. The record is from RefSeq and is a predicted model, not a curated record.
GAACAGAUUAAAUGGGAUCAGAUUGUAGAAACUAAUUCAAUUCCACUUUAAUCAGUUUGUUCUUGCGAUCAGAUUGCGCCGCUGCUCAUCAUCACCUCUCGCAAGGUUCCCUCUCUCCCACCCUUGGUUGUUCCCUUCGCAAGGUUGAAGUACAAUAAUUAUGGACAAUAUCACUAUUUUUGGUCAAGUGGAUGAAGACUUACGCCGAACGAUUCAAUUUCUUCAAGAAAGAAAUGUUAAUGUUGUUGUCCGCGAUGAGCGUGACCUUAAUACUAUUCGCAUUCGUGAGGAAAAGGAAAAACGCAAAGCAAUAUCAAAUGAGACAGAAAAGGCUAUCCCUUCUGGCAAAGGAAAGGAACAUGCAAAUCCCGUAGCACACAAUGAUAAUGUGUUAUCAAAAGCUACAUUGGCUCAACGUGCACGGCGAGAACGUGAAAAAAAUCAAAACUCAUGUUCUGCAUACCAAUUAGGACAACGCAUGCGACGGGAACGAGAGAGAUCAAAUGAAUGUAUUAACCCAAGACAACCUUCUGUAACACCCAAUUGGCCUGCUCCUACAACCCCAUCUAGAAAUGUUGGUGUGGUCAUCCGUGAUGAGCAUGACCUUAAUGUUAUUCGUGUUCGUGCGGCAAAAGAAAAAGAAAAGGUCAAUCCAAUGUCUAAGGGAAAAGAAAAGGUGACUUCUUCUGGCAAGAAAAUGACAAAUGCAUGUCAAGUGGCACAAAAUGAUAAUGUAAUAUCAAAAGCUGCUUUGGCCCAACGUGCACGACGAGAGCGUGAAAAAAAUGAAAAGUCAUACUUUCAAUGCUCGCAACGAGAACAAGACGGAUCAGAAGAAUGUAUUCAACCAAUACACCCUUCUUUAGCACCAAAUCGUCGCAAUCGUGCUUGCCUGGAAUGGGAAACACUAACCGAAGAUUCUCAUUCGGCACAAAAACGAACAAUGGUUGCCCAUCAUUCUACAUGUUCGUUUUCUAUGCCAAGCACAUCUUUGCCACCACAAAGGAAUCGGUAAACUACUAUGUCUAAA